Darwinula stevensoni is the source of this 2532-nucleotide messenger RNA. NCBI's taxonomy places the organism in Eukaryota, Metazoa, Arthropoda, Ostracoda, Podocopida, Darwinulidae. The record is from the annotation of a GenBank genome assembly.
AUGAGAAACCGUGAGGAAGAGGCCGGCAACGAUUUCCGAUGUCCCCGAGAGAGAGAGAGAGAAUCGGUCCGUUUUCCCGGCCCGGAGGGAUCGAAGGCGGCGGGCCCGCCCGUCCCGGCCUCCCGCCUCAUCUGCCUCCAUCGCAGGCUCUUAAUUUUCCUCUCCGGCGGGGAUGGAGGGGAGCUCGGAUGGGGUGGAGGGGAGCUCGGAUGGGUGGAGGGGAGCUCGGAUGGGUGGAGGGGAGCUCUGAUGGGUGGAGGGGAGUUCGGAUGGGGUGGAGGGGAGUUCGGGUGGGGUGGAGGGGCUCGGGGGAGGGAUGGUGAUGAGGGAGAAGGCGGGAGGCGACCGGGAGAGAUGAAGCGGGGAGGGCGGUGGUCCUGGCUCCUCCUGUCCCUCGUCUGCCUCGUGGGAGCGGCGGGGGGGAGCCCGGAGGCGAAGAGGCUCUACGACGACCUCCUCUCCACGUACAAUAGGCUCAUUCGGCCGGUGGGGAAUAGUUCCGAUCGGCUCACGGUCAAGAUGGGGCUCAGGUUGUCGCAGCUCAUCGAUGUUAACCUCAAGAACCAGAUAAUGACGACAAACAUGUGGGUGGAGCAGGAAUGGCACGACUAUAAGCUGAAAUGGGAUCCCGAGGAUUAUGGGGGAGUGAAGACGCUGUACGUCCCAUCGGAGACCAUCUGGCUCCCCGACAUCGUCCUCUACAACAAUGCGGACGGGAACUACGAAGUGACCAUCAUGACCAAGGCGGUGCUGCACCACUCGGGGAAGGUGACGUGGAAGCCCCCGGCCAUCUACAAGUCUUCGUGCGAGAUCGACGUGGAGUACUUCCCGUUCGACGAGCAGACGUGCUCGCUCAAGUUCGGGUCUUGGACCUACGAUGGGUACCUGGUCGAUUUGAGGCACAUCAAGCAGGAGCCGAACAGUAACUACAUUGACUACGGGAUCGACCUGGGCGAGUAUUACCUCUCGGUGGAGUGGGACAUCAUGAAAGUCCCGGCGACUCGGAAUGAGAAAUACUAUUCCUGCUGCGAGGAACCCUAUCCUGAGCGAUGGAAAGUUAGAAGUGGAAAGAGUAUGGCUGAAAGGGAGUCAGAUGACUGCGCCCAUAGCUACAGUCCAUCUCACAACCACCAAAGACGCAAUUUUCCAAAGGCUGGAAUGUGCAAAGAGAGCUCACGCUUCAUGCUCCAGGAAGGCAACCAGUGCAACGCGUACUUUGGAGACAUCCGGUUCAACAUCACAUUGCGCCGGAAAACGUUGUUCUACACGGUGAACCUGAUCAUCCCGUGCGUGGGGAUCUCGUUCCUGUCCGUGUUGGUCUUCUACCUGCCCUCCGACUCGGGGGAGAAGGUCUCCCUAUGCAUCUCCAUUCUGCUCUCACUCACUGUCUUCUUCCUCCUUCUCGCCGAGAUCAUCCCACCGACGAGUCUCACCGUGCCCCUGCUGGGGAAGUACCUCUUGUUUACGAUGACGUUGGUGACGUUUUCCGUGAUGGCGACGAUCGGGGUGUUGAACGUGAACUUCCGCUCUCCCUCCACCCACCGUAUGUCUCCGUGGGUGAAGACCCUCUUUAUCGACUUCCUCCCGCGGAUUCUCUGCAUGCGGAGGCCGGACUCCGAGGAGCACGCCAGACGGCUCAGCAUCGAGUUGAAGGAGGCACGGCGAUUCGAGAAGGGCGGCUUCCACACCUGGGACAUCCGUAUGCACGCCGUGGCCGGCUCCCAUUUCACCUUCAGUCUUCCAAGUGCGGACGGGACGGGGGAUCGCCCCACGUCCACGUCCUUUUUCCCGCCCUCGUCCAUGGAUCUAAGCCCGAUCCGGGAACGCCGCCAUGCUCCCGAGGUGGAACGGGCUAUCUCCAGUGUCCAGUUCAUCGCUCAACACAUGAAGAACAUGGACCGAUUCUCCAAUAUAGUGGAGGACUGGAAAUACGUGGCGAUGGUGCUGGAUCGGCUGUUCCUCUGGCUAUUCACGAUCGCCUGUGUGGCCGGGACGGCGGCCAUCAUCCUCUCGGCCCCGAGUCUCUGGGACACCCGGCGGCCCAUCGACAUCAAAUACUCCAAACUCGCUCAACGACGAUUCCGACACCUUCUCCCAGAGGAAGACUGGGUUUAAAAGUGACUCUUUUUUUUUUAAAUCUUACUCCAGGGCGUUGUUGGUUCCUUCUCCGCCGCUCAUCGACAGGUGAUAAGAAAUAAAGUUUCCUGCAACGUUUACACCUCAGUGCUCAAAAGCGUCACGGAAGAAGACAGGGGAGAACAAUAUAAGUCCGCCGAUAGGGAUGGAACUUCGUUUCUUUCUAUUAUUGUUGAGCAAAUCAUCACGUGUCUGUGAUUCGGGAAACGGUGUCAAGCUUCGGACAGUACUAUGAUGUAUUGUAUCCCUCGGUGCCAAAUGAACCAAAGAACAAAGAUAUGUGCUUCAAAGUUGUUUCUUGCUCAUGUUAUGCUCAUCCAGGGAACGGCACUAACCUUUGGCAUUGGGAUGAUGGAGCAGUCGAAGGAAGAAAACCGAAUAAAAUCAAUUGCAGGG